GUUGGCGGAUGACACGAAAACACCGACAGUCAUCACGCGUAUAAAAGUACGACGAAUCUUACCCUGAGGCAUCAGUCUCCUGGCGAUCCUCUUGCAAACAAACAUGGCUGGAAAGCUCAUCGUACUCUUAAGCGUGGCGGUUCUCUCCAAGGGAGCGGUGAUCCCAGCGGUCCCAGCGGUGCCGGCACCCUUAGUAGCAGCUAAGCUCGAGGAACUAGACGCAGCGCCUCAAUAUAGUUUCGCGUACGACGUUCAAGAUGCGGUGACCGGGGAUUCCAAGGCCCAAUACGAAACCAGAAACGGCGACCUGGUGCAGGGUAGCUACAGUUUGAUCGAGGCAGACGGUACUCGACGCAUCGUCGAGUAUACGGCGGAUCCGAUAAACGGUUUUAACGCGGUGGUCAGCCGGGAACCAGCGACGGCUGUGGCCGCCAUUGCCGCUCCACUGGUGCCGUAUGCGCCUUCCAUCGCACCUUCCGCGGCAGUUGCACCUGUUUUGCCCGCAGCACCUGCACCAGCGCCAGCGAUUCCAUCCAGCGGUCCGGAUUCCGAUGUCGAGGUCGUCGAGGCUAGGUCCGGUCCCUUAGUCACAGCCGGUGCAACCUCUCGCGAUGAACAGCUUCGACAACAACAGGAACAGCAGCUGCAGCAGCUGAAAGAACUCGAAAGACAGCAACAGCAACAGCAACAGCAACAGUUGCAACAGUUGCAACAGCUUCAACAGCAAUCCAGACUGCAACUGCAACAGCAGAUCCAACAACGUCAACAGCAAAGGAUACAGAAGGAACAGGGAAGCGAGCAAGAACAGGAACAGCAACAGCAACAUUCACAGCAAAGACAGCAACCCCAACAACAACAGUCACAAGGAGCACCCGUGAAAGCUCUUGCUACACCAGUACAGUUGGCAGCUCAAGCUCCUCAACCUGGUAGAUUAGUCAGCCUGCCUGCGGCCAGAACUGUUACCAGCUACGCGACUUAUCCUAAUGCUUACGCAUAUACAGCUGCCUACUCGUCGCCAUUAGCUUAUGCCGCUCCUAUCGGUGGUCUCACCUAUGCUCCCGCCACUGCGCUCCUGUAAAGAUUUUUCCUUUUUAAUAUUGUUUUGUUAUUAAAUCCCGCCUGAUUGAACAAAUCAACGAGUUAAAAUAAAUGCGUGUUUACAACGAAUUAAACGAAA
Molecule: messenger RNA, 1177 nt
Organism: Bombus pascuorum
Lineage: Eukaryota; Metazoa; Arthropoda; Insecta; Hymenoptera; Apidae
Exons: 2
Coding region: 104-1078 (324 amino acids)
Cellular component (GO): extracellular matrix
Source: RefSeq, a predicted model, not a curated record